This is a messenger RNA of Parasteatoda tepidariorum (common house spider), 8201 nucleotides long. RefSeq lists its product as uncharacterized. Gene Ontology annotation, molecular function: chromatin binding. The record is from RefSeq and is a predicted model, not a curated record. Gene Ontology annotation, cellular component: chromocenter; nucleus. Lineage: Eukaryota; Metazoa; Arthropoda; Arachnida; Araneae; Theridiidae.
CUCCCGUAACGAAUCGUAGAUUGGGAACGUGGCCCUUUGGGGGGAUGAUUGGUAUUUUCGUUUAAUUUGUAAAGAUAAAAUAUGUAUUAUGCUUUAUGAACUUAAAAUUCAUAAAGCUUAAUGUUUAUAGAAACAUUUUGUAAAAGAAUUGGAAGAUAAUAUUAAAAGUUUUACAUGUUUAUAAAGCUUAGAAAAAGCUUUAAGAAGAUUUGCUUUUGCGCAAGCGCAGUUAGCCUCUUCGUCUCCGUUUGCCUUCCAAAGCCAUGGAGGGUAAGCCUAGCAUAUCAGAAAUGGCGACCGAUACGGACUCUGAUGUCACAAAAUUGAAGGGGACAAAAAUUUUAGUAUUAGUGGAAGAUGCUCUUAUUGAUGUUUUAGUCGUGUCAUUUAAUGUAGGGACCAAAAUAUACCAAGGAGCAUUGCUGGACAUCACGAAAAAAAAUGCACCGUAUGGAAUAGUACCUCCUGCUCCAGAAGUCCCUAAAGAUGAAAAUGGGCCUACCAGUACUACUGCAGACACUACCGAAGAAAAAGUGGAUAAAUUAUAUGCACUAAAGCAAAGACACACCUACUACCAAGUUACCCCUGGUGCAACUCCAUUUUUCUUUGGUUAUCGAUUUGCACGAAAUGCUAAAGAUAAAAAUGUCCGUAUGAGAAGACUUCGACCUCGUAAGGUUCUCUGUUCUCAGUGUCAAAAAGUUGUUGCUGAAAAUGAUCCCAAUAAAAAGAAAUUUCCAGGGGUCGUUACUAGAAAUUCUGCUAAUAAAAUACUGCAACAAGGUGGUGCUGUCAAUAACUCCAAAAGUGGUGCUAAUACGGGUAGUGUAGUAAAUUCAAAUCAAAGAAUAUCUACCAGAAGUACAAAAAUUGACUCUUCAGAUAAAUGUGAUAGUGCCUCUAUAAAUACAGUGUCAUCUAGUGAUACAAAAAAUGACUGUGUUCAUGAUAGUGAAUCAAAAACAGGAGACUUGAAAUUAAAUAGAUCUGAAAAAAUGGUGUUGCGUAAAAGAAAAUCUACGGACAUAGAAAAUACUGAACCUUCUUGUUGUGCUGCACCACCAGAAAAACUUAAACGAAUCGAUUUAGUAAAAAGUGAAGAAGUUGAUUCUGGUUCUGUUACUACUGGAGGCAAUAAUGCAACAUCUAAGCAAGGUCUUGCUAAAACCAGUCCUGUGAUCAAAAUUUCUUUUGCUAAUCCUCAAGGCAAAGAAUCUGUUCUAAAAAUUCCUGCCAGAAUCAAAAAUGCUAGUGAUACGGAAGAAGACAGCAAUUGGUCUUUGCAAGAAAAUUCUGAUUACAGCACCAAAAACUUUUCUAGUGCAAAAGCUGCUAAAAAAGCUCUUAAACGAGCUAAGAAAGAAGCUCAGAAACGGGCAGUGACUACAGCGAACUCUCCAACAACAGCAGUCUUGAGCCCCAGUAAUGAAAAUGGAGAUACUCAUGCUGCUGACAAAGAAAAACACCAUCACCAUAAGCAUAAAGUGAAACGAAAGCGGAAACAUAAAAAUGGCGAGACUGAAACUGAAAAGUGUGAUUUAGAAAAUACAGAUACGCGAAAUGUUUUCAAUGCAAAUGGAAACGAUGGCUGGUGUCUAAGAACCUCUUUUCCAGGAGACAUUGUUUCUGCCGAAUUGAACAAGACCAGUGUGUUUGAUGAAGUCAAAAGCAAAUGUUAUAAAAAACUAUCAAUUAGCUUAAAACGUCUGAACGCCAAAGCUUAUAUGAGAUGUAGUCCCAAAUAUUCUAUUGAAGAAGACUCAGUUGCUAGUGAUGUUAGCAGUGCUAGCAAUAAUAGUGUUUGUUCUGGUUCUGGGAGUGAUUAUGGUGAUGUUCCAGAUUUUCCGAAGCAUUCAUCACCACUCAGGGACAAUGACAAAGUUAAAUCAUUAACAAUGAGGAUAAGAACUCAAAGUGUUAAAAAGUGUAUUCUAGACAUUGGUCGUGAAAUGACAGUAGGUGAUAUUGUAUGGGGUAAAAUUCAUGGUUUUCCUUGGUGGCCUGGAAAAGUGCUAGCUCUUACUGUUUCUCAAAGUUACAAUGGUGCACCUGUUAAUCAGCAAGCGCACGUGACUUGGUUUGGUUCUUCAACAUCCUCCUUUAUGCCUUGUAAUCAAUUAACACCAUUUUUGGACGAUUUUAAAAUUAGGUUCAAUAAAAAGAAGAGAGGUCCUUACAAGGAAGCUAUAAAACAAGCUAUUUCAGAGGCUCAGAAACCUCAUAGUGAUAUUAGUGAAUUAGGGCUUAUGCCUUCUUAGCAUAAGCUUUUGUUUAGUUUUUUGUAAUUUACAUCAAUUUUUGAUGCCAAUAAUAGCUUUAGUGCAAUUCUCACCAUUACUCCAUAGGAUCAUUAUUUGCUUGACUCAAAAUUAUAUUUUAUUGCAGUCACGAAUCUUGUCAAGAGAUAUUGUUCUAUGUUGCUCUUUAAUUGUGAAUAUUUUUCUGUCCUUUAUGGACCACACACUUUCUAACAAUUUUGGCAAAAAUUUUAUUAAAUAAUUUUAAAAAAAUUCUAUGAAAGUAAUUGUUUUAAACUUAUAUGUAAUUUAAUUUAUAACUUUUUUUUUUGAUAUACAUGUUAACACUCUCAGUACUAAAUUGCUCUUAAAUUAUUUAAUCACCAUAGAGAUUAAAUGGAUGAAGUCUGCUUUGUUUUGUUUUAUAAGCAUUUUCUUCACGCUUUUUAGUAGGCAAUAAACAUUUAGAAAAUAUGCUGUACUAACUUUUUAUUAAUUGUAUAGAAAACCCUUGUUACACUUGCUAUAUAAUUUCAAAAAAAUUCAUGUCAUACUACCUUCAUACUUAAUAAUUGGGAAUUUUUUUUUAUUAUUUGUUGAGAAAAAAAAAUUGUUUAACAUUCUUUUUUCAAUUUAUGUAAAAGUAAUUGUCAUAAAUAAUUAAAUUAAAAUUUCACUCUCCUUAAAAUACCAAAUGUGUAUAUUUAAUAAUCUCAAACUUAAGCCAUUGACUGCCAAGUCCUUCAAAAUGUUUAUUUUACUUGUAUUAAAUUGAGUGGACUAAUAAAAUCAACCUCACAUAUGUGAGAUCUUCAGCCUUACUAGUAACUCUUGAAAUCUUGCAUGCAUUAUGAAAGAUAUUAGCAAUUUCACCAUUUAGAAAUGUUAUAUUUGAAGACUUAAAAAGUAUUUAAUUCAGUUUUAAAAAAUUAAGCAGCUCUAAUAUAAUUUUUAUUAGAAUGAGUAUUAAUGUCAUAACUGAGUUAGUCUUUAAAUAUGACGUUUGUAAAUUGCUGAAUUGACCUAAGGUAAUUGAAACUGAAAGCAAUCUAAGCACAAAUAAAAUAAUUAACUAUCACUGCUCCAAAUUAUUUUGUUUGUGCUAAUUGCAUUGCUUUCUCUUUUAAUUUCAUACUAAUUUUUUAAUAUUUACAUUGAUUGAACUUCUAUUUUCUUUUGUAUAAUAGUGUAAAAACAUAAAUUAUACUCAUUUUAUUCUUGAAAAUGAUUGCACUCGUAUAUUCACAAUUAUGUCAUAAUUUUUUUUUUUAAUAUCCAAUAUUUGUAUUAACAGUGCUAGAUUAAAAAAAUGUUCCUAUUUUUUUCUUCAAUUUGAUAAAUGGUUGGAUUUUCUGUUUUGUUGAUUUUGAGAGUUUAUUUAGUUCUGCUCUAUCAUGCUUGUUUCUUGUGCUAGCUAAAUCUCAUGUGUUCCAAAAAAAUGCACUAAUUUUCUUUUUAGCACAGUUCAUAUUGGCUUUUAAUGUAACUGCUAAUUCUGUUAUGUAAUGUUCUAUAAUCAUAUUUUGAAAUUUUAUUCUUUAGUUUAGAAAUUACAUACUUCCUUUUAAAAUAUAUCCAGUCAGUGAAAAACGAAAUCUGUUAAGAAAAAUAAAUAUAUACUUAUGUUUUUGCAUUAAUUCUAACUAGCUUCAAUUUGUUAUAAAGAAUUUGUUUAUUAUCUUUAAAUCUUUAUUUAUUAUUAUUUCAACUUACACAAUUAGUAAUGUGUAUUUACAUGUGAAAAAAUCUCUAAUUUUCCUUUUUACUUAUUCAUGUUACAGCAACAGGUUUACUAAGCUCCUAAUUUUUUACUAAUUAGCAAUUCCACCAUUUAAGAUUGCCAUAUUUGCAAACUUAAAAGUGUAUAACUUAGUUUAAAAAUCUGUAUCUUUUCAAUGUCAAGGAGUAACAUAUUAAAUUAAAAGAUCAAAUUCAGCAAUAAUUUUAAGGAAAUAAAUCUUUUAAGUUGUAAUUUCUAUAAAUAAAUAAUACAAACUAUAAAAUAAACAUUAAAGCAGUUGGUAAAUUAAUAUUGUUUCCUUUAAUACAAACAUUGUAUUGUAUAUAAAUUUAAACAUUGCCUUAGUUAUAGUGUUAAAAAUCUAUAAUUUGAUACAAUUUUCUGCCAAAUUGAAAGCAAUCAAUUUUGAUUUCUUUGCUUAAUAAAUCCUCAUCCUCCUGCUUAUAAUGGUUGAAACAUAAGUUACAGAAAAAUAUGUUGAAAAAAAAAUUUUUUUUUAUUCGUCUGGCUGACUUUAUGGAAUUAGUUGGUUCCUGAAAAUACGUGUAAUACUUUAUUUAAUAUUCUACUACUAAAAGUUAAUUUACUAAACAAAUGCCGCUGAAUGUAUUAAAAUAGAAAAAAGGUUAAAAUUUGUCUUAGACCAUAUUGUCUUUUAAAUUAUAUUUUUUAAGCAGUUAUUUUUAAAAAAAAUUCUAGUUUGAUUAAGCAAUUUUUUUUAUACUUAAUAAAUAAUGAUUAUUUUGUUGCUCGCAUUUGAAUCACAUAAUGAAAUCAGUUCUAAUCUAACAUUCUAUAAUUGGUGUAAUUGCUGAAUAUUUGGUAUUUAGCCUUGGAUUCACACUUGAUAAUAUUGAUUGUGUAAAAACGAUGUGUUUUUUGUAGGCUGCCUUUAAAAAAUAUUUUUUCCUGUCACUUAUAAAAGUUUUUUUUUUUUUCACUAUUUCUUUCUAAUAAAACUUAAUUGUUUUACCAUCAUAAAAAAAACAAAGAAACUGUGUGAUUUUGUAAAUGAAAAAUGUUCAUAACACAAUAAAUUUAUAUUUUAUUCAUUUAAAUUAUUAUUUAAAAAUGCAUAAAAGAUCAAGUACAGAGCCAGUAAUCAAUUUCCCUUCAUUUUCUCUGUUUUUUCCCUUAAAAAUUAUACAAAGUAACAGAGCAUUUCUUAAUAUAUAAAUAAAUACUAUGCAAGUGUUCAUGCAAGAACUAUCUAUUCUUGUAUUUGUCACCAUUGAUGAGCUUAGGAGUUAUUGGAAUUUAUCUUCUGUUGUACAUUAUUGAUGUUCAUCCGAUAUAUAUUGUCAUAACUACAAAUUGCAAAGCUGAUGUGCGAAAGAGUAGACUGGCUCUGUAGUAGGGUUCUUGCCAGAAAAAAAACAUGAUAUUGAUAUCAUAUACAUGUGAUAUAGAAAUUUAUUCACACCCUAUUUUUCGAUUCAUAAAGAGAAAUAUAUUAAAGGAGUUUAUCAAUUUAUAUUUUUGUGCAUUAAAUAGAUUUGUUGUUAUUCAUUGAUAUUGUAUAUGUGUCAUGUAAUGUGUUGUACAUUCAAGGUUUAAUAUAUUUUUUAAAUUUAAAAUAUUCCAUUUGUUUUGGAAAGACAAUUUUUAAUCAUAUCAUAGCUUAAAUUUUGGUGAAAAUAUGUUUUUAAAAAAUUAGUUUAGAAAAUUGUAAUUUUAAAAUGUUUUCUUUUUUUCCCAUGAAAACUAAAAAAUAUGUAUCUACAUUCAGUUACAGUCGAAAUAAUUUGUACAAAUUCAAAAAGUUGGAUUUUUAAAAAAACUCCCUGAGGAUUUACAUUAAGUACAUUUUAUUCAUAUAUUGUUUCCCUAUGCAUUUUUUAUUUUGUAAGCUCACUAUUUCAUAUCCUCAACUAUGCUAUUACCAAUACUCCGUUGCAAGUAACUAAAAGAUUUUACGAUAUAGGAUUUUAGUAAUCAUCUGUGCUACACAUAGUUCCUUUUUAUUUAGUUAUUAAAUUAUUUUAGUGUGCGUUUAAAACAAUAUAAAAGAUUUAGAAAUUGAACUCAUCGAUCAGAAAUUUAAUUUGUGCUAUCUUUUAUGAUAUAUAUCAUAGAAUUACAAAAAAAGAGAGUUUUGUAGCCUUACUGAAAUCCUAGAUUUGACAACACAUUUGGAUAAAUAAAAACAAUCGUUUUUGGAAUAAGAAACAACUAUAUAACGUUGCAAGAGCAUUGGGUUUGAUUGGAUCACUUAAAAUGGCACAUCUUAUGCUGAAAUUUCUUUAACAAAUCAAAAGCGAGAUAAAGAAUUUUUGUUUCGCUGAAGAAAAUGGUCUGCAAGGAAUGAGAGUAAUAUUGAAUAUUCAUCAUUCAUAUUCUUUAAAUAUGCACAGAAAGAUGCAUAUUUGUUAUGAUUUUUUGAUAUCAUUUCACUUGAUUUAAGAAAGCAAGCAAAAAGAAGGCAAUGCAACGUUUCAUGAGUUUGCGAUGAUGGCACCAGGAGCUUAGUAUCCAGUUGGCGUGCACUUGGAUGCAAACAGGCUCACUCCAUCAGGAUAAUGGUUUCCUCUUAACUUGCAACAGUAUAGAAUUCAUAGAAAGAUAAAGAAAAUUUAGGAAAAAAGAAGGCUAUUUAUCCACACAUUCCAAAAAUGACUUCAAAAUUGAAAAUUUUUUUAAGUACCUCAGGUACCCAUAAAAAUGAAAUUUAUAUACUAGGAAAAUAAAUAUUAACAGCACAAAAGUAAAAAUAGUACCAAAUGAAAUUAUUUAAUUGUAUUAAAAUAUAGUUGUUUUUAAAAAAGUAACUGCAAAAUUUUUAAAACUGCAAAUGUGUAUAUGCAUGUGUCUAUAUUUAUCUAACUCUGCCAGGGAAAACAUAUUUUAUUCCAACCAAGGCAAACUUGAUUUUCACUUCCAGCUUAUUUGGUUGACUGGAAUCGUAAUUUUUGAAGUUUUAAAAACUUAAUUUUUUUUCCAUUAAAUUAUAAUAUAACGCUUUCACUUAACCCCCUCAUUUUUCAUUGUAAAAAUAUUCAUUAUUAAGUAAUUAUUAGAAUCUGCUAGUCAUUUUAUAUUUAUUAUUUUUUGCAUAUAUAUAUGUGUAUGCAUAUAUAUAUAUGUGUGUGUAUGCAUAUCACAGUAUAUUCUGACCUACAUUUCUUUUCAUUUUCAUAAUACAUCUUUUUCAUUUGUAUCUCCCAAGUAAAUCGCUUUGAUUGUUUGAUUUAAAUAUUGGUAUUUCUUUAAGAGGUAUAAUAAUUAAAUCAUUUCUCAUGAGAGCAAUUUAUUAUUUAUGGAACAAAAUCUUUGUUUUAAGUUUUCACUUUAUCAUUAUGUAUAACAGUGAUUGAGUACGUGUUUUUCUUCAUACUAGAGAAGCAUCAAAAUAUUUUUUGAAUAAAUUUGUCGCAAGUCGAGUGUUGAUACACUUUUUAUUUCUACAUUUUAAUAAUUUUUUAAGCAUUUAAAAAUAAUUUUUAACUAUUAAAAGUUUACAAUGAUUGCUCUAAAUGCUUUAAUUUUUUAUUAUUUUUUUCGGAAAUUUUGAUCAGUCUUGUCCAGCAAUUUUUUUCAUAUUAACCAGGGCCUGAUUAAAUUGCCAUGCCAUGGCCUUUUUAAGUAAACAUCAAUUUACAAAGUGUUCAUUAUGAGCUAAUAUUUUAAAAGUAUUUUAAGUGCUAAUACUGUUAAAUUCUUGGCUAAUAAUGAAAUUAGUGGUGCUCUGAAAUCUGAUAACUUAUGUGAGUACCCCAUUCGUCUGUAAAAUAAUCAGGUCUUGGCUUCAAAAAAUUUUUCCGGUCAUUUAAAGAUAUUUUCCACAUCAGUAAUAUUGACGUGAAAAGUACAAAUGAAAAAUACUUAUUGGGAUAUUUUUAUGUAUGGUAAGUUCAUUAUACUGUAUUUUUCAAUAAAAUAAAUAGCAUUCUAUUUACUCUGUUCUUGGCUGGCUUGAACCCUAUUUUUGUUCUUUUAUAAAUGUGUAUAUAUAUAGCACAAAUUGUUUGUUUCAAGGACAAUUGUACAGAGAUGAUUAUAUUAUCUUUGAAAGAAUUACAUAUUACUGUACAUUUUGUAAAAUAAAUUUUCUAAUUCACAGUGCUCUAUUUUUCAUGGGCAUUAUUUUGUACUUGAUCCCACUGGUUGUACAGUGGUUCCUAGUGUAUUAAUAGCUAGUAUAAUUUUUAUUCCAAUCGUUAAUGUUGUUUCAACUUCAUUGGAUUCUUCAUUCUCUUUUAAUAAAACUGUAAUUUUUGUUAAAUUUU